Messenger RNA from Chanos chanos (milkfish), 375 nucleotides. RefSeq names its product ribosomal protein L39 (gene rpl39). The coding region runs from base 52 to 207 and encodes 51 amino acids. Gene Ontology annotation, molecular function: structural constituent of ribosome. The record is from RefSeq and is a predicted model, not a curated record. Gene Ontology annotation, cellular component: cytosolic large ribosomal subunit; ribosome. NCBI's taxonomy places the organism in Eukaryota, Metazoa, Chordata, Actinopteri, Gonorynchiformes, Chanidae. The transcript is spliced from 3 exons. Gene Ontology annotation, biological process: translation.
GUUCCCUCUCUUCUACAGCCGCCAUUGUGGUGACAGGAUUGUGGACUGAAAAUGUCGUCUCACAAGACUUUCAGAAUCAAACGCUUCUUGGCCAAGAAGCAGAAGCAGAACAGGCCGAUUCCACAGUGGAUCAGAAUGAAGACUGGCAACAAGAUCAGGUACAACUCCAAGAGGAGGCACUGGAGGAGGACCAAGCUGGGCUUGUAAGCACGCGGCCCUUCUCUUUGGCAUCCCCUGUAUCGAAUCCUUGCCAGAAACACCAACUUGGCCCAGCCCUGGAGAGUCGCCAUGUAAUCUGGAACAGCAGUCUCUCUUUUGUACAGACACUCUGGUUAUGCUCAUGUGGAACAAUAAAUCAGUUGUGAUUGGACCAGA